GUGACUGAGUGCGGCGGAUGCGGGCGUCGGCUCCGGGCCGUAGUCGCAGCCGGAGCUGUUUCCGCGCACCCGGAGCGGGAGCCGGCGGCAGGGCGCGGGGCAGAGUGUUGUGCUAACCAUGGCAUCUGGAGAUGACAGUCCUAUCUUUGAAGAUGAUGAAAGCCCUCUUUAUAGCCUGGAAAAGAUGACAGAUCUUGUAGCUGUUUGGGAUGUUGCUUUAAGUGAUGGAGUCCACAAGAUUGAAUUUGAACAUGGGACCACAUCAGGCAAACGAAUUGUGUAUGUGGAUGGGAAGGAAGAGAUAAGAAAGGAGUGGAUGUUCAAGUUAGUGGGCAAAGAGACAUUUUAUGUUGGAGCUGCAAAAGCAAAAGCAACCAUAAAUAUCGAUGCUGUCAGUGGUUUUGCUUAUGAAUAUACUCUGGAAAUCGAUGGGAAAAGCCUCAAGAAGUACAUGGAGAACAGAUCAAAAACUACCAACACCUGGAUAUUGAACUUGGAUGGUGAGGACUUUAGAGUUGUUUUGGAAAAAGACACCAUGGAUGUAUGGUGCAAUGGUAAAAAGAUGGAGACAGCGGGUGAGUUUGUAGACGACGGGACGGAAACACACUUCAGUGUUGGGAGCCAUGACUGCUGUAUAAAAGCUGUCAGUAGUGGGAAGAGGAAAGAAGGGAUUGUUCACACACUCAUUGUGGAUAACAGGGAAAUCCCAGAGAUUCUUAAGUGACUUCUCGUUAAUGAAUUUUGAACUGAAGAAGUGACAUCAGGACUUGUGAAUGGCUGUGGUAAUUAAAUGUCUUCAGUAUGUACAUAUCAGUAGAUUUAGUCUGCAAUUUUUUUUUUUGUUGUUACGUGAAACUGUAAUAUUCCAACAGUCAGGACAAACGUGGAACCAUAAAAUUUACAAUUUAUUUUUUAAAUAAAGUGUUUUAAAUUCAAGUGGAGAAUAAGAUAUGGACCAAAAUCACUAACACAUCACAACAAAUAACUUUUACUAUAGUAAAUACUGUAAAAUAAAAUUGGUGCUGCUGA
Messenger RNA from Nannospalax galili (Upper Galilee mountains blind mole rat), 1029 nucleotides. It is a transcript of the gene Faim, whose product is annotated as Fas apoptotic inhibitory molecule. The coding region runs from base 119 to 724 and encodes 201 amino acids. Gene Ontology annotation, biological process: canonical NF-kappaB signal transduction; negative regulation of extrinsic apoptotic signaling pathway via death domain receptors; positive regulation of neurogenesis. Lineage: Eukaryota; Metazoa; Chordata; Mammalia; Rodentia; Spalacidae. The record is from RefSeq and is a predicted model, not a curated record. The transcript has 6 exons.